Molecule: messenger RNA, 442 nt
Organism: Scleropages formosus (Asian bonytongue)
Lineage: Eukaryota; Metazoa; Chordata; Actinopteri; Osteoglossiformes; Osteoglossidae
Product: 39S ribosomal protein L52, mitochondrial-like
Exons: 5
Coding region: 7-420 (137 amino acids)
Biological process (GO): mitochondrial translation
Cellular component (GO): mitochondrial large ribosomal subunit
Molecular function (GO): structural constituent of ribosome
Source: RefSeq, a predicted model, not a curated record
CUCAAGAUGGCGGGCACCGUAAGGAUUCUCUGUAGUGCAGCUGGGGCUCACUGGAAUGUGUGCUUCACAGGUGCCAAGCACUCGUGUCGCUGUUUCUCCCAGAGCAUCGUCUCACACGCGGGGAGCAAGUGGAGGCUGGAACACGGCUUGGCUCGCUCGGGAUCGGAAUACGGCCCCUUAACCGACCUCCCAGACUGGUCUUUCGCUGACGGUCGCCCUGCGCCCCUUAUGAAAGGACAGCUGCGGAGGCAAAAGGAGAGGGAAGAGUUUGCGAGACGGGUUGUAGUGCUCAGCACAGAGAUGGAAGCGGGAAUGCAGAAGUGGAGGGUGAAGAAAGAGGAGGAGCAGAUUAUGAGGGAAAAGAAGAAAUCUCAGCUUCUGAAACCAAAGGGAAAGCUACUUCUAAAGACCAAGAAAUAAAGAAUUUGUUGUAAGAAAAUAA